Molecule: messenger RNA, 1362 nt
Organism: Salvelinus fontinalis (brook trout)
Lineage: Eukaryota; Metazoa; Chordata; Actinopteri; Salmoniformes; Salmonidae
Product: DNA replication complex GINS protein SLD5-like
Exons: 8
Coding region: 173-841 (222 amino acids)
Biological process (GO): double-strand break repair via break-induced replication; DNA-templated DNA replication
Cellular component (GO): GINS complex
Source: RefSeq, a predicted model, not a curated record
UUUCGGUUGGCGCGAACUUUAACCGGAAGUGUGCGAUUCUUGUGUCGUCGUCGGAGGUUAAUGAGCUGUCGAUGUCAUUUACAGUGUUGUCUAGAUACAAUGUAAAAAAGUAACACUCUGCGUAGCUAGUUUAAUAGAGUACCACAUUUUGUGUAGGCUAUGCAAGUAUAGGAUGUCGGAUACGUUGUCUGAUGAUGCCAGCGGGGGAGAUGACGGCCAGGAAGAUGUGAUGACUCCAGCGGAGCUGAUUGGGAAACUGGAAGAGGCCUGGCUGAAUGAGAAGUUCUCUCCUGAGCUUCUGGAGAACAAGUCAGAGAUGGGAGAGUGUGUUAUGGAGCAGCUGACUCACAUGGAGGCCAACCUGCAGCGGGUUAGGAGGGGUGAUGUGAAGGCAAGUGUCCACCGCAUGGAGAUUGACAGGAUCCGCUUUGUCCUCAGCAGCUACCUCCGCUCUCGCCUCCAAAAGAUUGAGAAGUUUUUCCCACAUGUGUUGGAGAAAGAGAAGUCUCGAGUGGAGGGAGAUCCUUCGUUCCUGUCUCCAGAGGAGUUUGCUUUCGCCAAAGAAUAUCAGGCCAACACAGAGACCUAUCUGAAGGCUGUCGCUCUGAAACACAUGCCCCCCAAUCUACAGACAGUGGAUAUGCUGAAAGCAGUACCAGAGCCCUGUCUGGACUCCUUUGUGUUCCUACGUGUGAGGGAGAGACAGGAAAACAUCUUGGUGGAACCUGAGACAGAUGACCAGAGAGAGUAUGUUGUGGAUCUUGAUGUGGAUUCUCAGCAUCUGAUGCGGUAUCGCGCUAUAGCACCCCUGGUUUCAAGUGGAGCAGUACAGCUAAUUUAACUGUCAAGGAGCCUCCUGUCCUUGGUUCAGAUGAGGUUAUUAGUCUCCAACUGUGAUGGUGGAUGACCGGAGGAACACUGACUCCCUUCAUUGAACAUUAACUACACUGAUUGCAGUACAUUGAGGAAGGUGAUAUGGACAUUAUUUGGGGACUACCAACUCGUCAAGAGCGGGGCAUUAACUAGAAUGUCUGCAAAUAUAUUAUGACUUGUUGAAAUGUUGCGUACCUGAGGACACAUCUCUCACAUGAAGCCUGCUUAUAAUUGUAAUGAUAAUCAUUGGAUCACUUAGGCUAUAAGUGAGAGCUACUUUUGGUGUGAGGAUGACACAGGAAUACAUGAAUGUCACUUCAUAGUGUCUACAUGUAUGUAAAAAGGUUGAGGGGUACAUGCAUGCCAUUGCCAAGCAUACAUUUGUAUUUUGCAUGCUGUUGCUGCCUUGGCCAUAUAUGAUUUAAAUUCUGGGUUUGUAAACCAUAUCAAUUGUUGAUACCAAUAGAAUAAAUCUGUAGAUUGUUUAAA